Molecule: messenger RNA, 1560 nt
Organism: Penicillium taxi
Lineage: Eukaryota; Fungi; Ascomycota; Eurotiomycetes; Eurotiales; Aspergillaceae
Exons: 2
Coding region: 1-1560 (519 amino acids)
Source: RefSeq, a predicted model, not a curated record
AUGCGUUCUCGACUCACCUUGCUAUCGAUAUGCUCGCUACUGAGCAUAUCGGCGGCAACUCAAGAUCUCUCAAGCAGCGAUUCCGUCAUCGUGAAUGCAAACCACAUUUUCAACACGAUCCACGACUCCUUGCGCCAAUGGGGCUCGUCGCUGCAUCACAACGGCAUGUCCUUCUUUCUUGCGACCGUUCCUGCAGGUACCCAGCUCUACCACGGUACAUCCAAGUCGAGUCCUGUGAUUGGAACCGAGUGGCUCGCUUUUGAACCCGAGCACGCUAUGGUAUUUGCGCGGCCGCAUGGUCCUCCUCCAGGCGGACAUAAUGGUGACGAUGACAAGGAUGGGCAUGGCGGACCACCUUUCCCAGAUGGCGAGAAUAGAAAGGGGCCUGAGGGGCACCGUGCCAAGCCUCUUCGCCUGCUCUACGUCGACGGAAUGUCUGCGGCGAAGACGAAGAAGGGAACCCUUGACUCGCAGGAUGUGCUCUUGUUCAAUGGAACUAUUGAAGAAAAUCGCGGAAUGGGUGGAGAAGGCGACCGUGCGAAGAAAGCCUGUGAAAUGGCCGAAGACGAAUGGGCUGGUCGUAUCGACGGUCUGCUUCGUAUGGAGGCUGGCUUCGAGAUUAUUCUAUGUAAAUUCGAGCGUGACUUGACGCCCAUCCGCAUUAUCCAGGUCAAUUCCUCUGACCAACCUGGCGCAAUGGGUAAAGAUAAACGGCCGCACCCUCCUUCCCGUCGUGAUUAUGAGAACAAGAGAAAGGGUCCUGGAGGUCCACCUGGCGGCCCAGGUGGCCCUGGUGGUGGCCCUGGUGGACCUGGUGGUCAUGGACCUGACUCGUCGCGAUGGAUGCGCGCAGUUGCAGCGCGGUACAAUGGAAUCGGCGCAAACCGCGUUUCCCUGAACUAUGACAAGUUUGUGUCUGCGUUUGCGUACGAGCUAGACCUGUUCCCUGAAAGCACCACUCUCCCUCGUCUGAAACACCUCAACACUUCAGACCUGACUACUAUCCAGAAGGAACUCUCUUCCAUGAUCUUGACUACGGAUGCGACAGAAAUUUCCUGGAACUGGCAGGCUACCACCGAUAUGAUCUUGACGCGGUACAGCGACGAGCUAUCCUAUCUUGCCUCAGGCAAGUUCUUGUCUAUUGAAAGUUUGCAGGAGCAUAUCGAGAUACUUUUGUCCCCGUUCAUUGACUACAGUGCACGAGAUUCGACAGAGGAGGCUGAGCGGUGCGCAACCCAAUUCCUGCCGCUACAGCUCCAAACUGCGCCAACUGUGUCUGCUCGUGCAGUACACGCUGUUGCUCACAAGGUGUGCUCCACACUAUUGGAUGCCGGGGCUGAAAGUGACCUCAAGUCUGCGGUGAAAAGAGUGCAAGCUUUGGUUGAAGAAUUAGACUGGACAACAUGGAAACAGUGCCGUGGCUGCGCAGAUAAUGAGAUCUGCGUGGUGCCUAUUUGGCCCAUGGGAACAGUCUCUGAUUACGAGCACCCGAAAUGCAGGGAUGCGUCAAAUCCAUAUGACUUUGAUGGAGAAGGUUAUUGGGGUGGAUUCCGUCCUUGA